GCAUGGAUGACAGUGUCCUCAGGUCGCGAAGCCGAGCCGUUCCUAAGAUGCCCACAUUCUCUGACUUGGAUAGCUCUUUGGAUGGUGAAGGCAGUCCUGGUAAACAUCAGCAAAGCAACAGAGACAAACACAUCACCAGCAAUGGUCUGAAACUAACUGAUGAUGAUGUGUUUUGACCUGUGGUACAGUUGUUGUGGUUAACCGUGGUAGGAAGUGACUGGGUAUAGAUGACUGUCUGCUGAUGACUCCCAUGCUGAUCAUCAGGAAAAUGUAAUCGAGCCGCUCCUGAGAAAUGACGAUUGUGAAACACUUGUCGAGUUUUCUGUGUGCUCAGAGAUCACUGGAUACUGACAAAAGGUUAAGAAUUGGGAAAUGAUGCUUCCUGCGUUUGUUACAGUGAAGAGUUCAGUUACUUCUUCUUUUCUGUAUUGUUGUCAUUCACUUGCUUGAUGGGCGGGGUGCUGCUGCUGCUGUUCUUUGACUUAAAUGAACUUGUUCAGCAUCAGACAACUCUCAGGACUAAUGACCUGUAAUGACCUUAACCGCCACAAAGACCAAUUUGGUCAUCCUGCUGAACACUGUUCUGCUAUAUACUGUCGUAGGCGUGUCACCUUUUGAAUUUUGCAACUUUGGAUCUGAGAAACUGACGUCAUUUGACUUCAGUUUUCCAGACUUGUUGCACAUUUACGGUACAUUGAUCAAAAUGUCAGUACCCUGGCGAAUAUUUUUAACAACCACUGAAUAUAGUUUCAAAGUAGACUGUAUUUUGUAUCAUGCAACUCAUGUAAAUGUCAAUAAAAACUGUUCCACUUGUACAAUAUGAAAUUUUGACAUGUGUGCGACCUGAUGUUUACAUUUUCCAGGUCAAAGUUUUGUUGAUACAAGGCGAGUAUUGACUUAGUUUUGUCCAUUGUUCAUUUAGGUGUGUCCAAAUCACACGGAUGUCAAGACAUCAACACCUUCUUGUUCAUCAUACCCAUGUGUGUUCUCAUUCUGAUUUCAGGGAAAAUUGAAGUCGAACAUGUGAUCAGCAAAAAACUGCAGCUAAAAAGGAAAGCAGAGUGCCUGAAGAGCGACCUGAUGCGUCAGUUUGACAACCAGGUGAAUGACUUCAUGGACAGUCUCAUUGAGGAAUCGGCCAGCUUGGAACCUGCACCUGUAUCUGCUGUGUUUUCACCCCCACUCUCAGACAAAGAGAGGAGCAGACUCAGGCAUUUUCGACCUCCCCAUGGGCAGGGAAAGCAGUUUGUAAGUCGCAGGUCCCUCUUAGAUGAGCUGUUUGAGGUGAACCACAUCAGGACUAUCUAUCACAUGUUUAUCGCUCUGCUCAUUCUCUUUAUCCUCAGUACGGUCGUGGUAGAUUUCCUUGAUGAAGGCAGGCUGGUGUUGGACUUUGACCUGCUAGUCUAUGCGUUUGGACAGUUCCCCCUGGUGGUGUGCACGUGGAUCUGCAUGUUUCUGUCUGCAUUGCUGGUUCCCUACACCCUGUUCCACCUGUGGUCCAAUACCCAGUCUGGCUCUCACAGUCACCCUAAGUUGUACAGUUUGAUGUUUGGAUGUGUAUUCCUUCUCUACCAAGCCUUGGGUUUGGGAUUCCUGCCGACAUAUGUGGCGGUGACCAACAGUUUGCCACCUGCGUCCUGUUUCAUCAUCAUCCUGGAGCAGGUACGUCUUAUGAUGAAAGCCCACUCCUUUAUUAGGGAAAAUGUACCAAGAGUCUUGACAUGGGCUAAAGAGAAGACCAGCCCUGGCCCAGUGGUCCCUCAGGUACCUCAGUAUUUCUACUUCCUGUUUGCACCCACACUUAUCUACAGAGACAAGUACCCCAGGAACCCAGCGAUCAGAUGGGGAUACGUGGCAACAAAGUUGCUUCAGGUACUAGGUUGUCUGUUUUAUGCCUACUACGUGUUUGUGCGGCUCUGCAUACCUCAGUUCCGCAGCAUCAGUCUGCAGCUGUUUGACCUGCGCUCUAUGGUCCUCUGCGUUUUCAACUCCAUCCUGCCAGGAGUCUUGGUUCUCUUUCUGGGAUUCUUUGCUUUCCUCCACUGUUGGCUCAAUGCUUUUGCUGAGAUGCUUCGCUUUGCUGACAGGAUGUUUUAUAAGGAUUGGUGGAAUUCAACCUCUUUUGCCAAUUACUAUCGCACUUGGAAUGUAGUGGUCCAUGACUGGCUGUACUACUAUGUGUAUCGGGACAUCCUAUGGAUGUCUCAGAAGCGUUUCCGACCAGCUGCCAUGCUGUUUGUCUUCACAGUCUCUGCCGUGGUCCAUGAGUACAUUCUUGCAAUUUGCUUUGGCUUUUUCUAUCCCGUGCUCUUCUGCCUCUUCAUGUGCUUUGGAAUGAUGUUCAACUUCAUUCUGCAUGACCAGAGGAAAGGUCCCAUCUGGAACAUAAUCAUGUGGACGUCCCUUUUCCUGGGACAGGGAGUCAUUAUCUGUCUGUACUCCCAGGAGUGGUAUGCACAGCGCUACUGUCCCCUGAAGGAGCCUUCCUUCCUAGAGUUACUGAAGCCUCGCUCCUGGAGCUGUCAAGGAGGUUUGGUGACAGACGCUGACCAGCUGUGACCUACAAUGGCACUACUCAGAGAAAGACCGUUGCUGAUCAGUAUAAACUCAACCAGCCUUUCUGUUACUGUCAUAACUGUCGGCCUUUUGUUUGUUUUAUUUUAUUGCACUAAGGUUAUGAGUCUGUGUGUGAAUGUAUAGAAGAGUAUCUGCCAAAAUGCCAAAAAAACAGCAAAGUCACAAUGAUGCCUUAUCUGUUUUAAGUUUUCAGAGGCAACAUCACAGCAAAAUUACUAGUUCACAUAAAAGUUGUGAACUCCUAUUUUUAUGUACUAUUUAUUUUUCCUUUGCCUUGAUCAACUGUGAAAGCACUCCUUGUGCCAAUAUGACACUGGCAAUAAUGACAUGGCAGCUGAAUGCAAACAUUACACGGUAUAACUGUACGCAGUGCUGGUUAAUAUUUAAUAAGGUUUCAGGUUGCUACUCUGUUAUAAAGGACAUUUAUUGUUUGGAAAGUCAUACAGUAUCCAGAAUUAUAUUUAUUUUCCCUGCCAGUAACAUUCACUUGGAAAACAGUUUGGUCGACAUGGUCACAUGUUGAUGAAGUUACUGAUUAUUUGGGCAUAGAGUUAUUGUGAUACACCUAAAGUCUUAUAUUUCCCAAAUGUAAUUUUUCUUUUUUUAUGUUUGAUCUCCAUCUUUCAAGUCAUGAGUUAGGAGGUUGGGUUAAUUAUAAUUUAGAAAUGACAAUCUCUAAAAGCUCUUUAGUCCAUGAAAUAAGGUGAUGGUUGUGCUGAAGGUAGUUAUAUAUUAAGUGACUGCUGGGUGAAUUAGUAGUGAUUCAAAUCAACUGGUUUCAGCAUACAUCUAGCAUCGUAGAGAAGGUUCCUUGAGAAUGUUGUAUUUUGUCCAUAAUCAUGUUAUGUUAAAGGAUGUGUACAGUUAUUUCAGCUGCAAUAUGAAAUACCUACAGUGGAACUAAGACUGUAAAACUUGCAGCUGGCUGCUAGGAUGUUAUGAUAUUGACAUGGUAUUCAUACUUGAUUUGCACAUAUGAUUAAAUCAUACAAGUAUACAUUUUACAGAGCAGUAACUUCAAUGUCAGGCUAAUGGCAUUUGGCUUAUAAUGUGCUUAUUGUACUUUCAGUCAUUGUGAUUUUGAAGUAGUGCUCUUCAAGUAAUGUUUGUGCUAAGGUUAAUGCUGCCAAUCUGAUAUUUCAAUGCAGGGAUAGUAAUGAGAUUAUGAACAGUGAGAUGCACAAUACAAAGUGGAAAAACCAGCAAAGACUCAGCAGUACUAAAAACACGGAUCACCACAAGGUGGCACUGUAUUAAAAUGUUUAAUUUCAUCCCUCUGCUCAUUAUUUUCCUUUACAGAAUUACAAUUGACAAACACAGGUAUUGGGAAAUAAUUGUAUUAUAUGUACAGAUAAUAGAAAUAAUAUUGGAAGCUAAAACUCCUCAUCUGAGAGAAUAUUUUUCCCCUAUAUUAACGCCUUUGAGAUUUUUCUUAGUAAGUAUAAUAAUUAUAAUAAUGAAGAGUUAAACUGCACAAGUGCUGUUUAUUUAGGUAUUUAUUUUUGGGAGCAGAAUCAAUUAUCAUAUAUGUGUUCAUUGUAAUAUGUUUCUGUUAUUAAAUAGCUUAUUAUGUCACGUGGCAUUUUUAUGAAUCGGUAUAUUUUUGUCUACCAUAGACAAUUGUCUGAUACAUUCCUGAAAGACACAUCAAAGUGUAAGAACUGUCAAAUUAAAAAUAUUUUUUAUCUUUG
Mugil cephalus (flathead mullet) is the source of this 4271-nucleotide messenger RNA. It is a transcript of the gene soat1, whose product is annotated as sterol O-acyltransferase 1. The coding region runs from base 979 to 2562 and encodes 527 amino acids. Gene Ontology annotation, cellular component: endoplasmic reticulum membrane. Lineage: Eukaryota; Metazoa; Chordata; Actinopteri; Mugiliformes; Mugilidae. Gene Ontology annotation, molecular function: fatty-acyl-CoA binding; cholesterol binding; cholesterol O-acyltransferase activity. The transcript has 15 exons. Gene Ontology annotation, biological process: cholesterol metabolic process; cholesterol efflux. The record is from RefSeq and is a predicted model, not a curated record.